Messenger RNA from Coprinopsis cinerea okayama7#130, 2943 nucleotides. RefSeq names its product CAMK/CAMK1 protein kinase. Gene Ontology annotation, biological process: protein phosphorylation. The coding region runs from base 1 to 2943 and encodes 980 amino acids. The record is from RefSeq and is a predicted model, not a curated record. Lineage: Eukaryota; Fungi; Basidiomycota; Agaricomycetes; Agaricales; Psathyrellaceae. The transcript is spliced from 9 exons. Gene Ontology annotation, molecular function: ATP binding; protein kinase activity.
AUGACCAACCCAUUCCAAGCCCAACGCGACGCCGCCAGGCAGCUACUCGGAAAGAAAACCGAAUGGAACAGCAUGCAAGCCAUCUUUAAACUUCCCCUAGAACUCUCCUGGGAGCUAGCCCAGUUCUUCUACGGCGAUGGUGAAUACCAAGUCGACACACUCUUCAACCGCUUCGCACGACCUCGCGAUAACGCUCCUCCGCUGUCCCUUCGCGGGGUUUCGACGGGAUUGCGCUACAUUGUCGACUCGCUUCCUCACCUUUGGACUUCGGUCUCAGGAACUCAGUACGGCCAAUGCGUCCCCCACCCCGACCUUAUCAGAGCAUGGAUUGAACGCGCCGGAGACCGACCAUUGAACCUGCAUAUCUCCCCUCCACUCGUCGAGUGUGCCCACGCAACGACAGUGGAGUGCGAUCGGGAUGAGUUCACAGAAGAGAACCUGGAGAUAUUCAUGGAACAUAUCACGCGGUGGGAAGGUAUCGCAUUUCAAUUCAACGACGAAUUAUGUGCUUUAUACCUGGAGAUUUUGGAGGAAACCACCGAGAGACCGAAGCGGCUGAAGAAACUCGAGCUCGACGCCUUUGAAUGCACCGACCUAGUAGAACAGACGUCGCAGUUGUUCCUAUCGAUCGAAGGGAUUGGUGGAAGCGUUGAGGAGCUCUCGUGGGCUGGUCCACCGGGCUUUGUUCCUCGAGCGUCCAGCAGGUUAUGCCUCCCGAAUCUGACAGCGUUGCAUAUCGCAGCAUGUUCAGUCGAGGUUGUAGUGGGCUGCCUGGCUGCCAUCGAUGCACCACAAUUGCGAGAGCUGUACAUCGACUUUGUGGAUAUGACUGUACCGCAGUGGGAGGGAGAAGCAGCAGAAUUAGUGCGGGGGUUAAAGGAGUUGGUGCGAAUGCCGGAUGGGAUUGCGUUUCAAAACGAGAGUGACAGUGUGGAGAGACUGGGGCCUCUGAUCACGGAGCUGGGCCAAGCUGGUGUUAGAUAUGUUAGGGUGUGUGCAGGAGAGGACUACGUAGGAGCAUUGCCUCGAGUUACCCGCGUCUAUUCGGACUCGGAAGGCGUCUGCUUGGAACUAGCCCCAAAGCCCGCAUCCAUAACUAGUUUUGAGUCAACAACAACAUUUCUCUGCAAUUCAUCCUUCUUCGAUCCCCCAUCUCCACAAUGCCUCCAACCGGCGUCGUCGAUGCUUUCAAGACCUCGUCAGCAUCAGCCUCAAGGCCACAACGGCCCCGCCCCUGCCCAGGCGAGCAAACGCCACAAUGAGCAACCCACAGCACAGGCUGCUCAGCCCCACGAAAAGUCGCCACCCCCACGAGAAGCAGCUGAAAUGAUCGUCAACCAGGAACGCGCUGAAAAGUCAAAGAUGCCAACUUACAAAGGCCUUGAGAGCUAUACUUUGCUCGAGAAGAUGGGAGAUGGAGCAUUCUCUAAUGUCUACAAGGCUGUGGAGCACUCGACCAACCGCAAAGUUGCUGUCAAGGUCGUCCGUAAAUACGAACUCAAUGCGUCACAGCGGGCGAAUAUUCUCAAAGAGGUGCAGAUCAUGCGGGGCAUUCAGCAUCCCUCGAUCGUGAAGCUUUACUCCUUUUCAGAAUCGCCGGAGCAUUACUUCCUUGUGCUUGAGUACUCGGCUCAUCCAUGCGCUACAGUAAUGGAGGGUGGAGAACUAUUCCAUCAAAUCGUCAAGCUCACCUACUUCAGUGAAAACCUCUCGCGUCAUGUUAUCCUCCAAGUCGCUCAUGGCAUACGACAUCUCCAUGAAGAACGGGGUGUCGUCCAUCGCGAUAUCAAACCUGAAAACUUGCUAUUCGAGCGCAUAGACAUCAUCCCUUCCAAGAACCCAAUAAAGCGACCGUACGAUGAAGAGAAGGAAGACGAAGGCGAGUUCAUACCCGGCGUUGGAGGAGGCGGUAUUGGUCGCGUCAAGAUCGCCGACUUUGGUCUUAGUAAGGUGGUCUGGGAUGAGCAGACGAUGACACCCUGUGGUACCGUUGGUUACACCGCACCGGAGAUCGUCAAGGAUGAGCGAUACAGCAAGAGUGUAGAUAUGUGGGCUCUUGGCUGUGUCCUCUACACCCUUCUUUGUGGAUUCCCUCCAUUCUACGAUGAGAGUAUCAAUGUUCUCACUGAGAAGGUGGCACGGGGAUACUAUACCUUCCUCAGCCCUUGGUGGGACGAUAUCAGCGAGAGCGCAAAGGACCUCAUCAAGCAUCUUCUUUGCGUCGAUCCAGCCCAGAGGUAUACUAUCGACGAAUUCCUCGCACACCCUUGGUGCAACGCGGCGCCUGCUCCUCCGCCUCCCCCCACCCCUCUUGUUUACAGCGACAAAUUCUCCAUAUCGGCGGCUGGCGGCCGACCUAUUGAUUCACCCCUUCUUUCCGCACCCCGGGGUAACUGGGAGGGUCGAAGUCCGGGUCUAGCCACCUUGAAGGAGGCCUUUGACAUUACCUACGCUGUGCAUCGCAUGGAAGAGGAAGGAGCCAGGCGACGCAAGUACGGUAGAGGGACCCGGGGCUUCCUUAGCGAGCUUAACGAAGAUGACGAGAUGGACGAUGAUGAGGACGAUGACAUCACCGAUGAAAACGAUGUUCGCAGGCACCCAGGACAGCAGCAGCAGCAACCACGUCACCCUCAAGGCCAAGCUCCGCAAAAUACGUCGCUAAUGGAAGGCCGCGCAGGACCAAGGGAUCAAGGGAACCGAGAGUGGCAUCACGCACAGUCGCAGGGAGUUGGGAGGACGAGCGGGCCGAGCGCUUCGGUUGCUAGAACGGGUGCGAACAGGGCGAGGGGACACAAAGGUCGACAGUUUGAACUGGAUCUGGACGGUGCGACUCUAUUGGAGAGGAGGCAGCGACGGGCAGCAGCAAAGAAGGAUUAUCCGGGUAGCCCAUUGCGGAUGGAAGGACUCAGGGUGGACGAUCGUCCAUCUGUGACGGCCCUUUAG